GUGAACUCGCGGGAGCUUUCUUCUUCCUCUUCCGGAGACAGUGUUUAGAGGCAUUCAGGAUGGUUCAGCGUUUGACAUACCGUCGUAGGCUGUCCUACAAUACAGCCUCUAACAAAACCAGGCUGUCCCGAACCCCUGGUAAUAGAAUUGUUUACCUUUAUACCAAGAAAGUUGGGAAAGCACCAAAAUCUGCAUGUGGCGUGUGCCCAGGCCGACUUCGAGGAGUUCGUGCUGUGAGACCUAAAGUUCUUAUGAGGUUGUCUAAAACGAAAAAACAUGUUAGCCGGGCCUAUGGUGGUUCCAUGUGUGCUAAAUGUGUCCGUGACAGGAUCAAGCGCGCUUUCCUCAUUGAGGAGCAGAAAAUCGUUGUGAAAGUGUUGAAAGCACAAGCGCAGAGUCAGAAAGCUAAAUAAAAAAAUGAAGCUUCUUUGAGUAAUAAAAAAAUCAAAAAGCCUUGUUCUGUUA
Molecule: messenger RNA, 465 nt
Organism: Balaenoptera musculus (blue whale)
Lineage: Eukaryota; Metazoa; Chordata; Mammalia; Artiodactyla; Balaenopteridae
Gene: RPL34
Product: ribosomal protein L34
Exons: 5
Coding region: 60-413 (117 amino acids)
Biological process (GO): translation
Cellular component (GO): ribosome
Molecular function (GO): structural constituent of ribosome
Source: RefSeq, a predicted model, not a curated record